This is a messenger RNA of Xylona heveae TC161, 1383 nucleotides long. Its product is annotated as glycoside hydrolase family 72 protein. The record is from RefSeq and is a predicted model, not a curated record. Gene Ontology annotation, biological process: fungal-type cell wall (1->3)-beta-D-glucan biosynthetic process. Gene Ontology annotation, cellular component: fungal-type cell wall; cytoplasm. Bases 1 to 1383 code for a protein of 460 amino acids. NCBI's taxonomy places the organism in Eukaryota, Fungi, Ascomycota, Xylonomycetes, Xylonales, Xylonaceae. The transcript is spliced from 4 exons. Gene Ontology annotation, molecular function: 1,3-beta-glucanosyltransferase activity.
AUGAAGACUGUCUCAGCGUUGGCUGCUGCCCUUUCCGUUGCUUCCACCGCCUUGGCGGCUGUCACUCCCCUGGCUCCCAGAGACAGCCAGUUGCAGUCUGUUAGCGUCAAGGGCAACGCCUUCUUCGCCGGCAACGACCGUUUCUACAUCCGCGGUGUUGAUUAUCAACCUGGUGGCUCUUCUCAGGUCGCCGACCCCAUUGCCGACGCUGAUAGCUGCAAGCGUGACAUUGCUGAAUUCACAAAGCUUGGCAUCAACACCGUCCGUGUUUACACUGUCGACAACACUGCCGAUCAUGAUGACUGCAUGAACCAGCUUGCUCAGGCAGGCAUUUACCUCGUCCUUGACGUCAACACGCCUAAGUACUCUCUUAACCGUGCUUCACCCAAGGAGUCGUACAACGAUGUCUAUCUGCAAAGCGUCUUCGCGACCAUUGACGCCUUCGCAAAGUACAACAACACGCUUGCCUUCUUCUCCGGAAAUGAAGUCAUCAACAGCGACAACACUACUACUGCUGCUCCCUACGUCAAAGCUGUCACCCGUGACAUGAGACAAUAUAUUGGCAGCCGCGGCUACCGUCAGAUCCCCGUCGGUUAUUCCGCUGCUGACGUUGAGUCGAACCGUUAUGAAAUGGCAGCGUACAUGAACUGCGGUACCGAUGACGAGCGCAGCGACUUCUUUGCCUUCAACGACUACUCCUGGUGUGACCCUUCCUCAUUCACCACCUCUGGUUGGAACAUCAAGGUUCAAAAGUUCAGCAACUACAGCUUGCCAAUUUUCCUCUCUGAGUACGGUUGCAUCACCAACAAGCGUCAAUUCCAGGAAGUUGCCGCCCUCUACAACACGGAGAUGACCAGCGUCUACUCCGGUGGUCUGGUCUAUGAGUACGCUGAGGAAGAUAACGGCUACGGUCUGGUCACGAUUAGUGGAAACCAAAUCACUGAGAAGGACGACUUCACUGCUCUUAAGAACGCUUUUGCCAACACCACCAACCCCAGCGGCGAUGGUGGCUACAAGAGCAGCGGCUCCGCCAGCCAGUGCCCCUCCAAGUCAUCCACUUGGGACGUUGACAAUAAUGAUCUUCCCGCCAUCCCCGCGCCGGCCAAGAAGUACAUGACCAAUGGUGCUGGCAAAGGCCCCGGUCUUGAUGGCUCUGGCUCUCAGUGGGCUGGUACCCAGAGCAGCGGCACCGCCACUGCUGGCUCUGGCAAGGUCACUGCUGUCGCUACCGGCACUUCCAAGAAUGCCUCUGCAAGCGGCAGCAGCAGCUCUACCCCAAAGAGCGCUGCUGCUUCUCUACGGGCUCCCGAGUCGAACUUUGCUCCUCUCGUCUGCGGUCUGGUCGUCUUGGCCUCGACCUUCUUUGGUGCUACUCUGUUGUAG